CACUCAUAACUCAUAAGCUUUCUUCGCCACCUUCAAUGGCUGUUUCCGGUUUUGAAGGCUUUGAAAAACGCCUAGAGCUUGAAUUCUCCUGUCAUGAUCCGGUUAUCGGCAUCGGUCUCCGGGAACUUGACUUCAAAUCACUUGAACAAGUGCUUCAUCUAGUACAAUGUACUGUUGUUUCUGCACUUGGCAACCAACACUUUGAUUCUUACGUACUUUCAGAGUCAUCGCUCUUUGUUUACCCUACUAAGAUCAUCAUCAAAACAUGUGGCACCACACAACUCUUGAAAUCUGUUCAACCCUUCAUUCAUCUUGCUCGAACUCUUAAUCUUCACAUUGUUGCUCUUCGUUACACGCGUGGAAGCUUUAUAUUCCCACAAGCACAACCCCACCCUCACACUAGCUUCCAUGAAGAAGUUGUCUAUUUGGAGGACAACAUUCCUGCAAAUCUGUGUUACAGAAAGGCUUCUGUGAUCCCCUCAAAGCUCACUUCUCAUUCAUGGCAUGUGUUUUCUGCUGCAGUUGUUGAAUAUUCUGAUGAUAUUCUAUACACUGUUGAGGUGUGCAUGACGGAUCUUGAUCAAACCCUAGCUCGAAAGUUUUUCCGGCAUCCAAACGAUGGGAAAAAUGGUGAUUCUGCUGGAAGAGAGAUGACGGAAGCAACAGGUAUUAAUCGUAUUAACCCUAAUGCGCAGAUAUGCGAUUUUGCUUUUGAUCCAUGCGGCUAUUCCAUGAAUGCUAUUGAUGGUGACCGCUACUCGACUAUUCAUGUGACACCUGAAGAUGGAUUCAGCUAUGCUAGCUUCGAGUGCGUUGGAUCAGUCUAUGAUGGUGAUAUAGCUGACAUGGUGAAGAAAGCGGUGAAAGUUUUUUGUCCAGGAACUGUUUCGGUUGCUACAACGAGUGCCAGUAACGACAUGUGCCUGAGAAUGAAGAAUGCGGUUGAGCAGCUCGGAAUGAAAUGCCGGAGUUGGAGUAUGGAUGAGUUUCCGGCAGCCGGGACGGUGGUGUUUCAAACAUUUACAACUCGCCGGAAUAGAAUAUGAUAGAAAAAGAGAAACAUGAGGGGCCAGUGGAGUAUGAGGAUGGUGUUAUGAUUUUGCAUGAGUGAUAACAAUGUGCAUGUUAUAGGAUGGUGGGGUUGACUUGUGUAAAAAAAUAUUUUAAAAUCCAAAAAAAGAAAAAAAAAAUUAGAGAGGAUCUUGAUAUGGAAAAAUUUUAAGGGGAUUGUUCAUCUGCAUCAUGAUAAUGUAACCCACUUUGGCUUGUCACGCCUAAGAUUUUGAAGAAUGUGUUUUCUAGUGGAAAAUAUUUUGGUUUUUUAUUA
Molecule: messenger RNA, 1327 nt
Organism: Helianthus annuus (common sunflower)
Lineage: Eukaryota; Viridiplantae; Streptophyta; Magnoliopsida; Asterales; Asteraceae
Product: S-adenosylmethionine decarboxylase proenzyme 4
Exons: 1
Coding region: 36-1046 (336 amino acids)
Biological process (GO): spermine biosynthetic process; spermidine biosynthetic process
Cellular component (GO): cytosol
Molecular function (GO): adenosylmethionine decarboxylase activity
Source: RefSeq, a predicted model, not a curated record